Molecule: messenger RNA, 3042 nt
Organism: Saccharomycopsis crataegensis
Lineage: Eukaryota; Fungi; Ascomycota; Saccharomycetes; Ascoideales; Saccharomycopsidaceae
Gene: DSS1
Product: exoribonuclease II
Exons: 1
Coding region: 1-3042 (1013 amino acids)
Molecular function (GO): 3'-5'-RNA exonuclease activity; RNA binding
Source: RefSeq, a predicted model, not a curated record
AUGAUAAGGACUGCCGGUCUUGGGCGUGGGUUUCUCCACCAUAAUCUUCGUAAGAAGACUUCGCAAAUAUUUUCGUCGCGGCUUUACUCCAGUGAAAUUUCAAAAAAACAUUUGACAAAUGAGGAGGUGUCUGCCGAUGAUGCUUUUGACGUGAGAAAAGAUUUGGAGAAUCUCCACAUUUUAUCACUUUCACAAAUUGUGGCCCGCACAUCCACAGAGCUUGAGAAAAAGUAUCUUGAACCUAAUAAGAAAUUCAAGGAAAGAUUGAAAAACGAAUUUGGAAAAAGCCUGUAUUUAGUUAAAGGUAUAACUGGGAAUCCCAAAUACUUGUUUGAUCCCGUUAGUUUGGGGGAUGUUAUACAGGCAUCUAACAUAGACAACUACGAUUCCUCAUUAACAGGAGAGCUAGGUGUUAUAAUCAAGGAGCCAAUUUUUGCUAACGACGAUCACCAGUUGACUGUAUUGGGCCAAAAUGGCUCCAUUUACAAGACUACAAAACAAAACAUUCUGUUUAGAAUACCCGGUGUAUUUGAGAGAAAAUUCAUUAAAGAUGUUCUAGUAACUGAGAAAUUAAAGGAUACAGAAAUAAAUAAAACAGAAAGGACUGUUAAGGAUCCUGGUGAGCUGGUAAAUGGCGAUGAUUCAGUAGAGAUAUCAGAAGCUGGCCGUCUAUUAGUUUUGAAGAAACUUAAGGAUAUAACAUCAAAUGCAUGGACUCUUCUACCGUCUAUGCUAUACAAACUUGAAGUCGUGCACAGAAUUCUUCAAGUUGGCGGCAUCCAGUCUAUCUCAAUUUUUGAUCUAGCAACUAUAGCAAGAAGUUUUAAUAUUAAGGAUUUUCAAGAACAACUAAAGAAAAAUAUAGAAAAAGUUAGCGGAAAGUCUCUGAAAAAUAAAAUUAAUAACAAGGAAAGCUUGAUAGAUGCGGUUGAAUCGAGGUUGAACUCUUAUGAGGAUGUUGAGCGGCUAAUUGAGUUUGUCUCUAAUUUCCGCAUUUCAAAAAAUCAAUAUAGUUUAGGAAUCAAUUACGCAGAGAAUUCAAAAGGUAAUAAUAAGAGCGUGGAUGAGAGAGGUCUUUUUGCGAUAUAUUUGGCAUUACAAAAGCAAACAGACUUGUGGAAUUUAGUGUCGGAUACCAUUAAUAGUCAAAUAAGAUCUCCAAUGAUGAUUCAAGUGAAAUCCGCGUUGACACCCCUAUUAACGUUGAGCGAAAGGGAGUGGCAAAUGUAUGCCGAUUCUAUUAUCGACUAUAUAAAUUCAAGUCUAAAAGGAACUAGAAAUAUUAAUAUUCAACCACGGUAUUAUGAUGAAGUGAUUCAACUAAUUAGAGAAUAUGCAGCAGGCAAUAUUAAUGAUAAUGAGCAUAUUUCAGUGGUGUUAUACUUAUUGAGAAAGCUUGAUUUAUUUUCCAAUAUCAACAAACUUGACAGGACUUGUGCAUUUCAUCUACUAAAAAAAAUGGGAGAAUUACCUGAGGAUCCUGAGAACUUUUUAAUUUAUCAGAAUCCAAAUAAUUGGACAAAAACAAUUAAUAUUCCAGAAUUAAAAUUCAACGAGGAUAAAAUUUCUAUGCUAGAACAAGAUUACUAUGACUCGUUGACCGAGAAAGAUUUAAAAGAUCCUAAAACUAAGCAAUUUGCGGAUCCUUUGUUAGGAAAAAGAAGAGAUUUUGGUGAUUUGCCAGUAUAUUGUAUUGAUUCAGAAACUGCUCAUGAAAUUGAUGACGGUGUCAGUAUUAUGAGAGAAUCUUCUUCUAAAUGGAUUAUUGCUAUUCAUAUCGCUGAUCCUGCUUCAUAUUUUGACCCAGACUCUUCCAUUGCUAAGAUUGCGUUGAAAAGAGCCUCGACCAUUUAUUUACCAGAGACAACUGUGCCAAUGUUGCCUAAAUUGCUUUCAGAUAUUUCGGGAUUGGGAAUUGAUGGCAAGGACACUAGAACAAUCACUUAUACUGUUGAAUUCAACCCAGUUACGAAUCAAGUUGAUUAUGAAACUGGUGCAAUUGUCGGUGGUAUCGUAAAGAAAUUCCCUAAAGUUACCUACAAUAAGGUUGAUGAGAUUUUGAAAGAUCCGAGUCAUGUGUACUAUAGAGAUUUAAAUGAUCUUUUACAUGUCAGUAAAAUUUUGAGGAAAGAGCGGUCAGGAAAAGGGCUAAUCAUGAGAAGCGACAAAAUGGUUCCGGUAAUUGAUAAAACUACCCACGCCAUAGAUUUAGAAAUACAAAAGGAAACAGAAUCUACCAUAUUGGUUAGUGAAUUGAUGGUUUUAGCAAAUUCGAUUGCCGGUAAUGUAUUUGAAGGGAAUAGGAUCCCGGGUAUCUUUAGAAACCUUCAAAAAAUGAUUGGUUAUUACGCAUCGUUGGAGAAUAAACUAAGUAAAAAUAAGAAGCCAAAAAAUUAUUGUCCCGAAAUGGUUUAUAUUUAUGAUGCCUACAAGGGAUUACAGAAACGUUACCAGGCUACUGGUGUUCCAAUUUCCUUCGAGGAAAUUUCGAGGUUGAUCCAAUUAUGGAAUACCAGCUUUUACUCGAUGAAGCCAAGCGGCCAUUCAUUCUUGGGAAUUCAAAACUAUAACCCAAGUACUUCACCAUUGAGAAGAUUUGGAGACUUGGUAAGCCAUUGGCACACCCACCAAUAUUUGACUAAAGAACAUGAUUAUCCAUUCAACUUCAACAUAUUGGCGGGAAUAAUUCCUCACAUUCAACAACAAAAUCAGUAUAUUAAGCGUGUUCAAAGAAUUUCAGAGUCUUAUUGGAAGAUUAUCUUGUUGUUGCAAAAUUUGAAUGGUGAAGGUACUGAUAUUCUUGAUUCAUUAGUCAACAUCAAUUACCAAUCAGAAAAUAACAAGUUCAAGUUUGAGGUCCGUUAUUAUGAUACCAUCAUGGAUGAGUACGUUUAUGGGACUAUUGAGGAAUAUAAAUUGUCUGCAAAGUUAAAGAUUGGGAUCAAUGAAAUUAAACCGGAAAUUGGUGAGACUGUGCCAGUGAAGGUGCACCAAUUGAGCGCUGUGGAAAAUGAGAUUAUUGUCACGAGGAAUGGGAGUUAG